This is a messenger RNA of Gaeumannomyces tritici R3-111a-1, 1585 nucleotides long. RefSeq lists its product as hypothetical. The record is from RefSeq and is a predicted model, not a curated record. The transcript has 2 exons. NCBI's taxonomy places the organism in Eukaryota, Fungi, Ascomycota, Sordariomycetes, Magnaporthales, Magnaporthaceae. Bases 321 to 1208 code for a protein of 295 amino acids.
GUUAGCGUUAGAGGGGUGGAUCGGAAAGCCUUGACAGGCACUCCGCGCUCGCGAAUUCGUCCAGCCUAUCCCACAUAAGCAAGUUGACCAACGCGGGAUAAGGAGGAAUUCGUCUACUUGGCAACGCGUUGGCGGCGGCAUAGCGGUGAGAUGCGACCAAUAAGAAAGCCAACGUAUGAGGUAAUUCGGGCUAUAUCUACUAUUGCUGCCAACUUGCUCUUCGGACAUAAAAGGCGUUCGAGCCAGCAGAGGGAGCACCAGUAAAAAAAAACUCCCGGGUCAACUCAACCGUAAUUACAGUUCCAGUCCACACAGACAUCAUGAGCGCACCGCAAGAUCCUGAUCAAGACUUUUCUAUCUCGAUAGAAGAGAUACCAGAAAGACUGGACGAGCAGCAUGACAUCACCACCAGGGUCCUCGGCUUCCUCAUCCACCCCAACAUCCCCAUAACCUCACCCACCCUCAAGGUCGCCGACGUGGGCUGCGGCACCGGCAUCUGGCUGCUCGACGUCGCCAAGACCCUCCCGCCGACGUGCCAACUCGUCGGGUACGACAAGUCCGCCUCGGCCCUGCCGCCCGCGCAGGGCCUGCCGCCCAACGUGACCUUCCACGUCCACGACAUGCUCCACCCCUUCCCCGAGUCCGAGCUGGGCACCUACGACGUCGUGGCGGUGCGCUUCGUCAGCAGCGCCAGCACGCGGGCCGAGUGGGCGCGCGCGGCCCGCAACCUGGCCACGCUGCUGCGGCCCGGCGGCUGGCUGCAGUGGAUCGACUCGUGCAACUUCUCGCUCUACUGCUCCUCGCCGGGGACGCCGCGCGCCGCGUGCGCCGAGAUCUACGCCGGCCUGGCGCCGUUCCGCGCGAGCGACGACCUCGUCAUCGGCCUCUUCAUGCGCGAGCCGCCGGCCAUCGACGGCGGUGGCGUCGGGAGGGAGGAGGUGCUGCGCGGGCUGGGGCUGGCCGACGUGCAAGAGGACGUCUUCUCGACCGACAGGCUGCGGGACGGCGGGCUCGACCUCAGAGCCAGGUCGACCAGGAACAUCAUGGACUGCUUCGUCAGCUGCCUCGAGGAGCUGGUCGGGGUGGAGGGCAGCGGCUGGGACAAGGAGAGGAUCGCGAGGCUGAGGACGGAGGUAUGGAGGGAGAUUGAUGCGGGGGUCUAUCACACGCUCGACCACGUCUGCCUCGUGGGGAGGAAGGCUGGGUGAGGCUUCACGGUAAGCGUCCAUGUGGGGAAUCAACCAGUUGCACCUGCUCUCCCUCGUGCCAUCUAUCCUCUUAUUUUCUUCUACGGUCGGUGCCUUUUGCCACUGUCGUUUGGUCUUGGUUGACUUCCGGGGGUUGAGUUGCCUUUUAGGAGGAGUUUUGCCUGGAUUGAUGGAAGAGCUCUGGCUCUAAGCCUGCUAGAAUAAAAUCUGAACGAGUUAUUUGAAUUAGCUACAUUUUCAUCCCUUGAUUCUUGCACAAGAACAGUCAUGUCAAGUCACCUACGCCCCCAUCUCCAUAGCCCAAGCUUACAAGCCCUUGACUGCCCUCAGUCCCUUCCCCUGUAGGGGCCACGCCCACCACAAAAAAAGAUGGCAGU